AUGGAAUUUGUAAAACAUUUCAUUCUGUUGAAUUCUGUUUCAUCCACGAGCUGUCUUCUGCCGAAUCAAAACGAUGAGGAAUCGACAGAAAAACGAUGUGAAGUGAUUCUGAAAACGGUUUCAAAUAUUUUCUAUUAUCUUCGAAGUGAGGAAGGUCUCAGAAUGGAAAUCGAAAUCGUUAAGAAUGCGGUGAAAGGAAUCACUGGACUCUUCAAUGUGUCCUUGAAAAAACUAAAUAAAGACUUGCUAUCUAUGUGCUUGAAUUUUGUUGACAGCCUUUUAGUAGAUAUUCAUCAAACUAUCGAAAUAAAUAAGGUUGAUGAUCAGCACAGAAGAAGCAUUCUUAUCCAGUUGGUUGCAGAGCAGAAAUCACUCACAGUUCUAAUUCUUCGUCGCCUGUUACGCGAGAUAACGGUAAUUUCAGAUUUUUUGGAGGACUUGUUCAGCCCAGAUAAUGAGAACUUUUCACCACUCUUACACGCAGAAAACACGUAUUACGUAUUGCAGUCAACAGAGGGAGUUUUGAAAAUUUUGGAGCAACAAAACAGCACUUUGAAUGCUCUUAAAAUCCCAAAGUCUCUGCUGCUGGAGUGGGAGAAAACCACGGAAAGGUCUUUAUCUGCUCUAGGAGUACAUUUUCCGAUGUAUUGUAUUUAUGUGUGGAAUUUAAAAGUGAUUAUGAAGUCACUUUUUAAGAUUGAUGAAGAAGAAGAAUGA
Messenger RNA from Argiope bruennichi, 717 nucleotides. RefSeq lists its product as uncharacterized. The transcript has 2 exons. The record is from RefSeq and is a predicted model, not a curated record. NCBI's taxonomy places the organism in Eukaryota, Metazoa, Arthropoda, Arachnida, Araneae, Araneidae. Bases 1 to 717 code for a protein of 238 amino acids.